Molecule: messenger RNA, 393 nt
Organism: Magnolia sinica
Lineage: Eukaryota; Viridiplantae; Streptophyta; Magnoliopsida; Magnoliales; Magnoliaceae
Exons: 1
Coding region: 1-393 (130 amino acids)
Source: RefSeq, a predicted model, not a curated record
AUGGCCGCUCGCUGGAUUAAUCCCAUCCGUCCGUCGGCCAUUAUCCUGACGGCCGUCCUUCUCUCGAUCUGGACCGUACGAUCCGUAUCCCGAGAGAUCCGCCCGUCCGACCACGGCCUCCCGUUCCAGAAGCCCCCGUCGAAAACCUCGCCAGCGAUGGCGGCGUUCUUCAAGGGCACACCGUCGUCGUCGUCGCAAGUGGCGUUGCCGGAGGCGAGGAAUUCCAGCGAUCCGUACUGGGGGAGAGGGAAUCUGGAGCACGGGAAGCGGGAGGGCGGCGGUCACGUGAGGGGGGUGCUGCUGGUGGCGAGUCUCACGUGCGGGGCUGUAGGUUUCACUCUCAUGCUCGCAGCUGCCUUCGUCUAUCUCUUUCAGGUUCGGAAGUCUAAGUAA